GGUGCCAUCUAAUGAGGACAGUGGGCUCAGUAGCUCUUCCCAAGGAUCCAUAGAAAAUUUCAAUUUUCUUGUACAUGGAGCUGACGAGAGAGAGUCUUUGCCUGAGAAAGCAAAAAACCUGUGCGAAUUGAGCGACUAUGUGAGCAGCGCCGAUGUAAUGCGUUCACAGCAAAAGCUCUUGAUAUCCGAAACGCCACCAGCAACUUUCAAAGAGGUGGUACUUGAAAGCAACCAAAGUAACUCCGUUGCAACUUCUUCUAAAACUGCAAUAAAUUCCGAGGCGAAAUCAUCUGACAGCAACAUAGCUCCUCAAGCCAGCCUUAACAACGUCGAAGGAACUCUCACGGAAGAGCCUACGACACCCGCAACAACUAACCAGAAUCCACAAAUGGCGCGCAUACAACGUGAUCUCAAUAGCCCUUCUGCCACAGUACGCGUGCGAGCAAUGAGGGCUUUAAAAAAUCCCAAUAACGCUGCUUAUACCAACUUUGACGUACCACAUGAAGAACAAGAUAUUAUCAGUGUAGAGGAACGCCAACCACCUCCACCACCUUCGAUCGAGGAGCUAAUGCGUGACAUUGUGGUUUAUGUAGAAGUACGUACCGGCGAAGAUAAUCGGUCUGAAGGUGUAAAAAAAGUAAUUUCCCAAUUAGGCGCACGCGUAAAUCACAAACUUCUUAGAGGUACAACACAUGUGAUAUUUAAAGAUGGUCUGUUAUCCACAUACAAAAAAGCUAAAAACUGGAAUAUACCUGUCGUUUCGAUUUUAUGGGUUGAAGCCUGCAAAAAUAA
Messenger RNA from Rhagoletis zephyria (snowberry fruit fly), 792 nucleotides. RefSeq lists its product as uncharacterized. NCBI's taxonomy places the organism in Eukaryota, Metazoa, Arthropoda, Insecta, Diptera, Tephritidae. Gene Ontology annotation, biological process: mitotic cell cycle. The record is from RefSeq and is a predicted model, not a curated record.